AAAUUAGUUUUACUCACAACUUGUCAGGCUGUUAAGAUGUUAUGGCUACUUGCAAUAAUCGGUGCGGCAUUAAUCGUAUACACUCUGGUGUAUGUCUUCUCAGUUUUUUACUUCGAUUGUGAUUUAAGUUUAGCAUACCAUGAAAAAUUCGGGAAACCAAUUGAAAGUUUAAAAGGCAAAGUGGUUUUCAUAACUGGUGCAUCAAGUGGUAUUGGUGAACACACCGCCUACGCGUUUGCCAAACGCGGUGUGAAAUUAGUACUAGCCGCGAGACGGAAAAUCGAAUUGGAUCGCGUUAAACAAGAAUGCCUCCAAUUAUCGAAUGGUGCACUUGGUGCCGAAGACGUUUUAGUACUUGAAAUGGACAUGUUGAAGUUAGAUAAACACGAGGAAUACUUCAAAACUGCUGUUGAUCAUUUUGGUACCAUUGAUGUCAUCUUUAAUAAUGCGGGCAGAUCACAGCGUGGUAUCUGGGAGAGAAUCGCGAUGCAAGUUGAUAAGGAAAUGUUUGAACUGAAUCUAUUUUCGGUGAUUAACUUGACGCGUGUUGCAUUGGCACAUUUUACUGAAAAAGGAAAAGGACACGUGGUGGUGACGUCUAGCGUGGCCGGCGUUUUUGGCGUGCCGCAUUCAGCUAGUUAUACUGGUUCAAAACAUGCAUUACACGUAUAUAUGAAUGCGUUAAGAAAUGAAAAGUUAAGAGCUAAUAUUGCUGUGAGUGUAAUUUGCCCCGGAACUGUAUUCACCAACUUUUUACAACAUUCGUUUACGGAACAACCCGGUGUUAUGUUUGGUAUCAAGGUUCAACCAACAGAUCAUCGCAUGAAGGCCGAACGAUGUGGAGAAUUGUGUGCGGUGACGAUCGCGAAUCAGCUGAAUGAAUCAUGGAUGGCUUUGUUUCCGUUUUUACCAUUGCUGUAUAUUACCUAUUUUCCUAAUAUUUGCAGCGCAUUGAUGAGAUAUCUAGGUCCCGAAGGGUAUUACAAGUUGAGAGAUAAUCGUAAAUUGGAUUUUUAGUUCCAUCUACAAUUAUGUUUGUUCCGACCAACAAAUUUUACUGCUAAUGAUAGAAUCGUAAUACUGUAUGCAAAUGUGCAUUAGUUUUGUAAUGUGUUAUUUGUUUUAUGCAGUUGCAUAAUUUUAACUAAAUAACUUAAUUCCCGCAACAA
Molecule: messenger RNA, 1169 nt
Organism: Dalotia coriaria
Lineage: Eukaryota; Metazoa; Arthropoda; Insecta; Coleoptera; Staphylinidae
Product: dehydrogenase/reductase SDR family member 7-like
Exons: 5
Coding region: 37-1017 (326 amino acids)
Molecular function (GO): oxidoreductase activity
Source: RefSeq, a predicted model, not a curated record